AUGGCGACCAACAAUUCAUACCCAAUUUCGUCGAAUUCACGAACAAAGUUAAAUGCCUUUCGCUACAAAGACGAAGACGACAACACAAGCAAAGACGGGACAAAACCAGCUCAUGGGAACAAGGAAAAUCAGAAAUCGUGGUCCAACGGGGUGGUAGAGCCGAUGCAGACAUCACCAGACAAAAGCAAUCCUCAGGCUACUCAAGCACCAGCUCCAAAGUUCGAACUCCAAGAGGUGAAACCGAUCAAGGAAUGUCCUCAGACCCCGGGAAACAGGAUACCUCUGGCGGAUUUGAUCAGCAAUGCCGAGGAUUCUUUCGAUCCUGCUCCAGGUCCUGAAGUGACUCCAGUUGAGCAUGUCAUUUGGCAGCAUGUCCCUGCCAGCUCAAAUCCAGAUAACUCAUCGCAAACGCCCGCAGGUCGUCGAAGGAAGCGACGACUCAGUUCUUCUCCGAACGGUUCUCCCUCCAAUGCGAAUUCCAAAAAACACCCAAAGGAGCCUCUCGAUCUGCAGUCAAUACAAGCACUAUUCAAAACACCACAACACGAUAUGGCAGCUGAGUUGUGGAACAACUAUGUGGAUAAAAACAUGGUCGAUGGUGCUGAAGAUCUUCCUCCGCCUCGUCUCGCCAACCUGCUUUCCUCUUCACCCCAGACGCCUGGCUCCGGCAGGACAAGUCGAGAUUCCUCGGGUCUAAGACGUUCAAUCAGUUGUGCUGCUGAGUUUCCCACAUCUCGAGCGAAGAGACGACGGUUCAACAGACAAGACGGAGGUGGUGCUAAUCGCGGCAUAUUUCAGCGAACGAGCAGCAAUGUCCUUGAGUCUGGAAAGCCCAAAGCUUCUAGGAUCAGCUAUCUCAUGGAGAAGAUCGAGAAAUCAAUACACCUGGCUCCGGUCGACGCAAAUCCACCUGGUUCAUCGCCUCUUCGGCAACACAUGGAUGCGCGAAGGUGUCGUUCGUCUUCUCCAACAAAAGAUCGCAAAGCCCUCGAAGAUCUUGCGGAAACCAAUGAAUCUCCAUGUGUUGCACCGGUCGAUAAAGGAAGGCCUGGUCAAAUGCCCGUGCUUCAAGAAUCGUCUUCAGACUUUGGAGACGAUGAUCUUGAUCAAGAUCUCAUCGACUUGGCUGAUGCUUCAGCGGAUCCCUUUGUUGAUACAGUACGACCAACAAUCGGGUUUGAUACUCUAGGCUCUUCAAGCUGGGCCGCUCUCGCCGCUGAGAAAUCUCGCUCCUGGCAGCCAAGGGAGAAUGCAAUGCUCGACAGCGAACCUCCCUCCACCUCUCACAACCUUACGAAUAAUGAAACAAAACGUGAUGAAUUCGAUGACUUUGAUGACGACUAUGAUGAUCUGCCGGACAAUUUGCAAGAAAUCCUAGCAAAAUGUGAUAAAAAGCUGGACCAAGCAAACAUGACCACUGGCGAACCUAAGAAGUCAGAUACAACGAAUGCCCCCGUGGGUCCUGCGUCUAUCAAAGCCCCCACAACGACGGGUGUCGGAGACGAGGCUGCGUCAUCCGAUGAUGAGUUUGACGAUGAUUUUGAUUUAGAGGCUAUCGAGCAGACUAUGAAGCAGGCAGGGGAAGGUAAACCAGCUCAUAACCUUAAAGAUCGACAAGCUAUCAAACGUUACCAAGUCAUUGACAUCGCGGAGGGCACAUAUGUCAACCCCAAAGGGCGUACUCAAUCCGAGCAGGAUUUGCUAGUCGAAGACGAGAAAACACGAGACCGCAAGGUCAUCAUCCUGCGAGAAACAUGGUUUGAUACUCCUUGCACCAAGGACUCAUACAUCCAUCUGGUCGGAGACUUCAACUCUGCCGGCCAGUGCAUCGUGGACAACGCCAACAAUAUGGUCAUCCUUCAUCCCGAUCAUCUUAUCUCUGCGACGGUUGUGGCAGACUCAGUCGAAUGCCAACGACGAGCUGUUCUCCAAGAUCGAGUCAAGGUCAUCGCAGCGCUCGAGAGACCACAGGCAUUCGGUGUAUUCUUUCACGAGAUCUUCCAAGAAGCUCUGAAAUUGAACCAAUGGGAUAUGGAUUCUAUGAAAACUUUGGUCGAAACUGUCAUGGGGAGACAUGUUGAAGAUCUGUACUCGAUCCAGAUGAGCAUACCCGAAGCUGUUGAAUAUCUCAUGAGCAAAAUGCCUGGUGUUCUUGCUUGGGCAGAUACAUUCCUUCAUCUGAAGCCGCAGGCCACCUCCAUGGUUGAGGACCGGAAUAGCUCCAAGCUUAAUUUAAGCAUUAACAAGCUACUUGAGGUGGAGGAGCACAUCUGGUCUCCGAUGUACGGUCUCAAAGGAAACAUAGAUGCGACGGUGCAAGUCGCUUGUCGCGAGCAAGGAAUUAAUAAGAACCUGGUUGUUCCUCUUGAACUCAAGACUGGGCGGAGAGAUACGAACCAGGCACACAGAGCUCAAACAGCACUUUACACCUUGCUCCUAUCUGAUCGCUAUGAUGUCGAUGUCACCUUUGGACUUCUUUACUAUCUUGAGGUGUCAAGGACACUCAGCAUCCGCGGAAUUCGACAUGAACUUCUCCAAAUGCUCCAGGUGCGAAAUCGGCUGGCAGGGUAUAUCCGCGAAAGAGAUGUUCUUCCACCGAUGCUGAAGAAGGCACGCAAAUGUAGCAGAUGUUAUGCAAAGACCCCUUGCCUCAUUUACCACAAGCUUGCUGAAGAUGGCGAUGGCGAGACCAGUGGACUUGCCGAAGACUUUGACGUGUCUGUCGGUCAUCUGAACAACGGUGAUCGUGACUUUUUCCGGAAGUGGGAUGAACUUCUUACCAAAGAAGAAGGGAAUCUGGUCAAGUUCCGACGAGAACUUUGGACAUUGUUGAGCCACGAGCGUGAAGCUCUCGGUCGAUGCUUCGGUAAUGUCGUUCUUGAUACCAAGUCUCCCUACGAGGAAAACACUGGUGCGAAGAUCAAUCGCUACCACUACACAUUCAACAAAAGACAACCAGCCCCUGGUUUUUCUUUUACGGAAUCACAGAUUUCCAUUGGUGAGCCGAUUGUUGUUUCUGACGAAAACGGUCACUUUGCCCUCGCGAACGGAUAUGUGGUGCAAGCCAGUUCCUUGCAUAUCAAGGUUGCGGUUGACCGUAAACUUCACAAUGCGAGGUCACGAACAGCUGGAUUUGAUGCUGCUACAAAUCAAUCAUUCAAGGGGAUAAUGGAGAUCGGGACAACAGAGCCCGCUGUUCUCGAGGAUUCAGAUGAGCAAGUUGUUUACCGAAUCGACAAAGACGAGUUUAGCAACGGCAUGGCCAUUGUCCGAAACAAUCUUAUCUGCAUGAUGGACAAAGACCUAAUCCAAGCCAAAGAAAUGCGGCGACUCAUCAUUCAGGGGGAAGCCCCUGCUUUCAAGACUUCAUCAUCUGCCUACCCGAUCUCAGAUCCCGAAAGCCUCAAUGUUGAUCAAAGACAAGCUAUUGACAAAGUUAUGGGUGCCAAAGAUUAUGCUCUCGUCCUCGGUAUGCCCGGGACUGGAAAGACAACUACCAUUUCUCACAUCAUUCGGGCCCUUGUUGCACAGGGUAAGAGUGUUCUUCUCACGUCUUACACACAUACUGCAGUCGACAAUAUUCUGCUGAAGAUCAAGGAUGACAACAUCCGUGUCCUGCGUAUUGGUGCCACCACCAAAAUCCAUCCAGAUGUUCAAGACUUUGCGGAUCUUGCCGCAAUUCCGAAAGCAACUAUCGAAGAGCUCAAGGAUUCGUAUGAGAAGCCGCAGGUCGUGGCCACUACAUGCCUAGGAGUCAACCACAACAUCUUCAACCAGCGCAUCUUUGACUACUGCAUCGUCGAUGAGGCUUCACAAAUUACGCUUCCGGUCUGUCUGGGCCCAAUUCGAAUGGCAAGGACUUUCAUUCUUGUCGGUGACCACUACCAAUUGCCGCCCCUAGUGCAGGACAAGGCCGCUCAAGAAGGGGGCCUGGAUGUCAGUCUCUUCAAACUGCUGUCAGACGCACAACCAGAUUCGGUCGUCAAUCUUGAGCACCAGUAUCGCAUGUGCGAAGAGAUCAUGUUACUCUCCAACACUCUUAUCUACUCGGGUCGCCUUAAGUGCGGCACACCCAAAGUAGCUGCCCGUUCCUUGGAUCUGCCCAACAUCAACGCCCUGGAUCAAUUCCACGUCAAGGACUUAGGCCAUUCUCCAUCGCAAAAGGACAUCUGUCUGGGCAACCCACAUACUCCCUGUUGGAUACGAGAUCUCCUAUUACCAUCAGCAAAGACCCGUCUGGUUAACACUGAUUCCAUCGGUCCAACAGCCCUCGAAAUAGCACAGGGUAACCGAGUCGUGAACCACAUGGAAGUCUUCCUCUGUGCCCAACUCGUCGAAUCAUUCAUCGCUUGUGGCAUUCCCGCCCGAAACAUCGGCGUGAUAACCUUCUACCGCAGCCAACUCUCACUACUCCGCCAAAGUCUACGCCAUCACAUCCCGGACCUGGAAAUGCACACAACAGACAAAUUCCAAGGCCGAGACAAAGAAGUCAUAAUCCUUAGCUGCGUCCGCAGCAACACAGAAAACAACGUUGGCGAGCUCCUUCGCGACUGGCGCCGUGUCAACGUCGCCUUCACCCGCGCUCAAACCAAACUCCUCGUCGUCGGCAGCAGAUCCACCCUCCGCGACGGUAACGACUUACUCUGCAAAUACGUCCGUCUAGUCGAGAGCAAAGGAUGGGUCUACAACCUCCCCGGCACAGCACUAGACAAGCACGUCUUUCCAUCCUUCAUCUCACAAUCCCAACUUAUGUCCCCUGGUGCUCCCGGCUCUUCAAAGAGCAAGAAGGCGAAAACAAGUCCAACAAACACGAAGAAUUCCCCCGCUUCUCGUUCUUCCUGUGAACCAUUGAAUCCACUCGGCUCCCGACAACAAGACAAGGGUCUACGGAAACCUGCCAAGACAGGUGCUAAACUAUUCAAUGGUACCAACGUUGUUGGGAAUCGACCUAUCCUUCGGGAUAUCGUGAACGACCUCACGGGUUAG
This is a messenger RNA of Penicillium antarcticum, 4986 nucleotides long. RefSeq names its product bifunctional ATP-dependent DNA helicase/ssDNA endodeoxyribonuclease DNA2. Bases 1 to 4986 code for a protein of 1661 amino acids. Gene Ontology annotation, biological process: replication fork reversal. Lineage: Eukaryota; Fungi; Ascomycota; Eurotiomycetes; Eurotiales; Aspergillaceae. Gene Ontology annotation, molecular function: 5'-flap endonuclease activity; single-stranded DNA helicase activity. The record is from RefSeq and is a predicted model, not a curated record. The transcript has 5 exons. Gene Ontology annotation, cellular component: cytoplasm.